Molecule: messenger RNA, 4441 nt
Organism: Drosophila rhopaloa
Lineage: Eukaryota; Metazoa; Arthropoda; Insecta; Diptera; Drosophilidae
Gene: Shaw
Product: potassium voltage-gated channel protein Shaw
Exons: 9
Coding region: 582-2417 (611 amino acids)
Biological process (GO): protein homooligomerization; potassium ion transmembrane transport
Cellular component (GO): voltage-gated potassium channel complex; neuronal cell body membrane; dendrite membrane
Molecular function (GO): delayed rectifier potassium channel activity; protein binding
Source: RefSeq, a predicted model, not a curated record
CGGUUCGGAACGCGCGCGCGAAGAGAACGGACGGCCAACUCCCCGGAAAGAAAGAAAAUUAGAGAAAGGAGGCGCCCCCCCAAAAAAGAAAACGAGUGUAGUUUAGUAGUGUAAUAGUCCUAAGUUUAGUUCUCCCCUUGCCCCCUGCAAUUUUUUCGAAACACAAAAAGCCCCGUUUUUCCUGCAUUUUCCCGUUGGUUUUCCUGUGUGCAGAGUGAAGAAAUCCCAGUAUCGGAACUAUGUUUAUGGGCAGAGCGCAACGAGGCCGCAGGAUGAGAGAAUAGCGCCAUGUUGUCCCAUCCAGCCCCAGCAUAGUGAGUAGUCCAAUCCCUAGGAUGUUUUGGGUUUGUCCCUAACAUCUGGAUAAACAUUUUCAAGUGGGAGUCCGCGGGCUUGAGACCUGAUCCCCAGAGGGUGCCGAAAAGUGGAUCGGAGGAAGUGACAGGAGAGUGUGGCGCCUUGGACGAGGGGCACACAGAACUGCAAAAAUCGUGGGCAAGGACAGCAAAAAGCAUUCAGUUCGUUUGCCCACCAGCAAACUUAAUUCCUUAUGAUUGACUUUUGAUUUCCUAAUUGAGACAAUGACUUAUAUACCUAAAAAUAUGCAACACUAUGCGCAUGCAGCCAUGAACCUGAUCAAUAUGGACUCGGAGAACCGGGUGGUGCUCAAUGUGGGUGGCAUUAGGCACGAGACCUACAAGGCCACGCUGAAAAAGAUCCCGGCCACGCGAUUAUCGCGAUUGACCGAAGCCCUGGCCAAUUACGAUCCGAUAUUGAAUGAGUACUUCUUUGAUCGGCAUCCGGGCGUCUUCGCACAAGUGCUCAACUAUUACAGAACCGGUAAGCUGCAUUAUCCCACAGAUGUUUGCGGACCGCUGUUUGAAGAGGAAUUGGAGUUUUGGGGCCUAGACUCGAACCAAGUGGAGCCCUGCUGUUGGAUGACCUAUACACAGCAUCGCGACACUCAGGAAACCCUCGCCGUAUUGGAUCGUCUCGAUCUGGAUACGGAAAAACCGUCCGACGAGGAAUUGGCACGCAAAUUUGGGUUCGAGGAGGACUACUACAAAGGCACUAUAUCCUGGUGGCAGGAGAUGAAGCCGCGCAUUUGGUCCUUGUUCGACGAGCCCUACAGUUCCAAUGCCGCCAAGACCAUUGGCGUGGUUUCGGUGUUCUUCAUCUGCAUUUCGAUCCUGUCGUUCUGCCUGAAGACCCAUCCCGAUAUGCGGGUGCCCUAUGUCCGGAAUAUUACAGUGAAAACUGCGAAUGGAAGUAACGGCUGGUUUUUGGACAAAACCCAGACCAAUGCGCACAUAGCCUUCUUCUAUAUCGAAUGCGUAUGCAAUGCGUGGUUUACCUUUGAAAUAUUGGUGCGCUUUAUCUCAUCGCCGAACAAGUGCGAAUUCAUCAAGUCAUCUGUUAACAUCAUAGAUUACAUAGCGACGCUUAGUUUUUAUAUCGAUCUAGUGCUUCAGCGAUUCGCAUCGCAUCUGGAGAACGCUGACAUCCUCGAGUUCUUCUCGAUCAUCCGCAUCAUGCGUCUGUUCAAGCUGACGCGCCACUCGUCCGGCCUGAAGAUCCUGAUCCAGACGUUCCGGGCCUCGGCCAAGGAGCUGACCCUGCUGGUGUUCUUCCUCGUCCUGGGCAUCGUGAUCUUCGCCAGCCUCGUCUACUACGCGGAGCGCAUCCAGCCGAAUCCGCACAACGACUUCAACAGCAUCCCGCUGGGCCUCUGGUGGGCCCUGGUCACCAUGACCACCGUGGGCUACGGGGACAUGGCCCCCAAGACCUACAUCGGCAUGUUCGUGGGCGCAUUGUGCGCCCUCGCCGGCGUACUAACCAUCGCACUGCCAGUGCCCGUCAUCGUCAGCAACUUCGCCAUGUACUACUCGCACACGCAGGCCAGGGCCAAACUGCCAAAGAAGCGGAGACGAGUGCUUCCCGUCGAGCAGCCGCGACAGCCCCGACUGCCAGGUGCCCCUGGCGGUGUCAGUGGCUGUGGCACCCCGGGCUCGGGUCCCCAUUCCGGUCCCAUGGGAUCCGGGGGCACGGGGCCUCGUCGCAUGAACAAUAAAACGAAGGACCUGGUCAGCCCCAAGUCAGUUGCUCAACUUUUCGCAGGUCCACUGGGCGCUAGUAUCGUGGCGAUGAGUCCCAGGACAAUGUUGGACCUAAAUCCUGCCCUGGCGAUGGGCAAGCCCUCGUUCCAGCCCCGAGUACCCACCCCCCUGGCAGCCACGCCCCCUGCAUCGGGAACUAGCACCACCACUGCUGCACCACCACCUCCACCAGCAGCACCACCCAGCAUGGUGGUGCCCAGCAUUGCCGUGUCCACCACUGCGAGUGUGGGCAAGGACUCGGGCAUCUCCACCACCACAACCACGACCACACAGGAGACCAGCAAGAAGGCCUUCCUCUAAGUCACCAAGGCAGCCAAGGGACCCAAGCCACCUGAUAUCUAUACACUCUCCCAUAUCCCCCAAAUAAGCAAUAUCUAUUCGAUAUCACAGCCUUCGCAUACGUAUUCGCAAGAGGACGAAGAAGGAGUGUCUCAGAGAUGGCCUCACUUAUCAUUGAUCAUCGAUGGUCCUUAUUUCAGUCAUAUCACUCACUGUGUUUCAAAGAGUCUAAUACACCAAAUAUCGAAAUGAAUAUCAUAUAUUCACAUUAGAGUCGGAAUACAUUGGAGAACAGCCUCAAAAUCAAAUCAAUUGUGAUUCUAUUUAUUAUUAGAAGUAUUCUUUGAGUGUCGGAAGAGGUUUAGUUAAAUAACCAACUAUAUGGUUUACGCUUUUUUACUCUUUUCAUAAAUUAGUUCAUUAUUUUUAAACACAUCAGAUAUAAAAAGCAAUAAUCCUUAUGGAAAACUAUUCAAAUAAAAUUUACAAAUAAAUUUUGCUUUAAUUCCGGAAUUGAACUGUAUUAAAUAUUGUGUUGUGGUUAACAUUUAAAAAACAUAUAUUUUAUAAGAACGAUCUAGCCAUCUCUGAUCGAAGGCAAUAAAUAGACUCGCAAGUUUCGUUCACCAUAUCACGACAUACCUAUCAAUAUCGAACCUAAACAUAACCUUAGCUAAAUAUAGAUAAUCCAAUUGCUUGACGACAACAUUUGACCAUCGAGAGAUAACCAAGACAGAGCGAAGGCAACGUUUUUAACCAUACAUAGUGUUUUUACCGAAUGCAAGCUUACUAACGAUCCAUUUUUUACAUAAGCCAUAGAUAUUAAAUCGACGAGGAGUGUAUAUAAACCUAGAUGCUUUACAACUAGGUUUGCCAGUUCCUUAUGCGUUGUGUAAAGACUCGACUUCGGUUUGAAAGCUUUAAUUUGAUAUAUUUACAAAGGAAGACUCCAACUCAAACUCGGUGUUAGCGAAGCUUAAUUAAACAGGAACCAAUCAAAAAGUACAUAUACUGUUUAAAAAACCAUUCAAGCCAGGCACGUGUUGACUUUAACUUUUCCCCGAACUUAAAAUGCGAAAGGUGCUGAUUUUCCUCAACGAAAGACGCAAAAGUUUUUAGGAAAAACAAACGAAAUUUUCCAUCUCUUGGCACUUUUCUCUCAUCACUCAGUUGCAUGCUGGGAUUACUCGGUAAGCUGAGAAAUAAUCGUUUCUUAUAUUUUCCCAACCUGAACAGUUGGCUUACAUAUCAACAAACAGAGAGACCUUAACGAAAAUUUCAAAUUUCUACCACUUAAAAUGCAAACUAGUUCUAAUAAAUUUUAUUCGGAACCCUUCUCCCCUUCCACGAAUAAUUUUAAAACAAACAAAGAAUCUAGAAGCGGUUGGGAAUUCCUUACAGUUCCGUUCAGUUAACUUGAAUUUGUUGAAAAAGUUUACAAACUGCUUAGGGGUUAGGUGGGUGGAUUUAGCCCAAAAAAAGUAUUUUGGAGUUCGCGUGGUUCAAAAACAAACAGGUUUGCAAAUUGUUUUCCCCGACUUUCCUUUGAUUUUACUUUCGCAAGUCAUUAGCUAAUUCUCUUGUACAUUUUGAAUAUAUAUCUCUCAGCAAGCAUUUUGUCUACAUAUUUGUAAGAAUAAACAUAAUAAUUACUAAGAACAAACAAAGGAACAAAAGCAAGCAAAAUAAUAGGAUGCAAAACUUAAGCAACAUUGAGAUCGAAGAUGGGCAACAAAUAAACGAAGUUUGCAAAACAUUUGUUAAGUUUUUACAAUGAACAAAGCAUUAAUAAUAACUAAAUUAAUACUAAAUAUUGCAAGCUAUAGAAAAUGGAUAUAAACAAUUGUUUAUAUCGUUGUGUUGUUCUCGCUAUGAUUUCGAAACUGUUUUUUAAUUGUAUAGUUAAGCAAAUUGUAUACUAUUUGAACUAAACAAAACAAAUUGUUCUCUCAAUAAUUCAUGAACAAACCAAAUUAAACUAAUUAUAUAUAAAUUUAUAUAUAUAUAAUUGAACAAAUAUAUAUAAAAAAUGAUAAACAAAUGCA